AUGGAUGAAAUGGUGCAGGACGUAAAUAUGCUACUUAACAAACCAGAGGAAGCUGUUCGUGUUUUAUUAGGCAAUGUAGAUGAAGCGGGUACUGCUUUAUCUAUGGUCCCAAUUAUACAAGCUGGAUUCUUAGCACGAGGUGAUCCUUAUAUUAAAAACCUCUUAAACUUAUUCCGUGUUAAUGUAUUAAAGGAUCUAAAAAAGAAGGCAAAAAUCAUUGUUCCGAAAGGUGCAUAUCUUUUAGGUGUUAUGGAUGAAACAAAUACCUUAAAAGAAGGUGAGGUAUUUGUACAAAUAUACGAUACAUCAAAUAAUGGUGUAAAUAGACAAGUUAUUACUGGUGAUGUAGUUGUCUUUAGAAAUCCUUGUUUUCAUCCUGGUGAUGUACGCGUUGUAAAGGCUGUAGAUAAAGAAAAUUUACGUCAUUUAGUAAAUGUGAUUGCAUUCCCAUCACAGGGUUAUAGAGAUAUACCUAGCAUGUGUUCUGGUGGCGAUUUGGAUGGCGAUGAUUAUACUAUCUAUUGGGAUCCAAGAUUAUUACCCCCUACGACUUUUACACCUAUGGAAUAUAAAGCUGCUCCUCCACAAACAAUUGAUGAAGUUAAAAUUCGUGACAUUAUCAAAUUUUUUGUUAAUUAUAUAAGUAAUGAUAACUUGGGAUCAAUUGCAAAUGCACAUUUAGCAACUGCAGAUAUCAGUCCACAUGGGGCAAGAGACGGGAAGUGUAUGUUAUUGGCGCAGCUUCACUCAGAUGCAGUAGAUUUCCCGAAAUCAGGAAGACCUGCAAAAUUUACCCCAGAUCUUAGAGUACAUAUGUUCCCAGAUUUUAUGCAAAAAAAAGAUAAGCCUUCUUAUCAGUCUAAAAAAGUGUUAGGUCGUAUUUUUCGUGCUAUUGAUAAAUCAGAUUAUAAAAACUAUAAAUCAACGUUGGUAGCAGAGACUGUUUAUGAUACUCGAUUACGACUACCAGAGAUGGAAAUGUAUAUAGCCGAAGCACGACAAUUUCGUUUACAAUAUAAUCGAGAUUUGCAAGCUCUAAUGAACCAAUUUGGUGUGCAAACCGAAGCAGAACUAUGCUCAGGCUUUAUCAUUAAAUGGGCUAAUAGUAGAGGUCGAAAAAAAUCAGACUAUGAGCAUCAUCAAUAUACAAUGAAAGCUGUAAAAUCGCUCAAAGCUACAUGGAAAAAGCGUUUUGAAGAAGAAUUUUAUGAUUCUAAUAAAGCCAUAGAUAUUACAAAACGAAAUUUAUUUGAAGCAAAAGCAGCAGCUUGGUAUUAUGUUGCAUAUCAUCCAAAUGAAAGAAGUCGAGAUAUGUCUAUUGAAGGUGGAUUUUUCAGUUUCCCUUGGUGUAUAUUCGAGUAUUUAUGUGAGAUAGCUAAGCGAGCCAAACAUAAGGAUUUGGAAAUAGACGAAGCGACCCCAAUUUCAGAAGAAAAGAUUACAGAAGGAAAUAUAAAAUUGAUGCAGUUAAGAAGUAAUUCACCUGUUAUCAUGGUUGAUAAUGAUGAAGAAUCUGAAGCUGAGGAUGAAUAUGAAGAAGAAAGUGAAUCAGAAGAAUCUGAUGAUGAAGAAAUUAUUUCCUAUAAUGCUCUCACUAAUAGUCAUUACUACACAAGCAAUACUGCUUCUCGUUCAUCUAAUCAUAAUGAUACAGUGCGUGGUAAUAAUCCAUACGCUAUUGUAAAUUCUGCUAACCGAAGGCCUUUGAAUUCACAACAACCUGUAGUGUCAGCUGAUGCAUCAGAGGCAGAAUUAGUUGCCGCACUUCUAGGUACUAAAGAUCUGUAA
This is a messenger RNA of Cokeromyces recurvatus, 1788 nucleotides long. Its product is annotated as RNA dependent RNA polymerase-domain-containing protein. The coding region runs from base 1 to 1788 and encodes 595 amino acids. Gene Ontology annotation, molecular function: RNA-directed RNA polymerase activity. Gene Ontology annotation, cellular component: nuclear RNA-directed RNA polymerase complex. Gene Ontology annotation, biological process: siRNA processing. The record is from RefSeq and is a predicted model, not a curated record. NCBI's taxonomy places the organism in Eukaryota, Fungi, Mucoromycota, Mucoromycetes, Mucorales, Mucoraceae. The transcript is spliced from 3 exons.